GUCCGUCUUACGCACCAGACGUGUCAUAUUAUUGACGUUAGAUGUAAAAAUUACGAUAAAAUUUCGUAAAAUAUGAUAAACUAUGUUAAAAUCCUUCACCGUUUUCGUGGUGUGUUUAAUUAUUGAAUCGAUAAGUUAUAUUCGUGUUUAAAUUACCAUUGUAUUGUUGUGCCAGUGUUGUUUUUAUCGACAAUUUUGGAAGAUCUGCCGCAAUAGAGUGCGCGUGCGCGAUGCGCGGGCGUGCGCCCACGUGCCGACGCUUGGCGAUCUUUUUGAUCGCUCUCUGCGCAGGCGCGGCGCUCGCUACUGCGCUCGCUUGGAACUCCAUCUUCGAAUCUGCAUUUAAUUCUCAAAUUAAGUUAUCGCCUCAAGCCCGAGGCUACAACGACUGGGUGGCGCCAUCUGUACCGCUAUUCUUCGACGUGUAUCUCUUCAACUGGACCAACGCGGAACAGUUUCCUGAAGAAAUACCAGAUUUGGUUGAAAUAGGACCAUACCGUUUUCGUGAACACCGACGUCACGUGAACGUUACAUUUCACCCCCAGAACCACUCCGUGUCGUACCGAACGCAACGGAGCUGGUACUUCGACGAGACCAGCAAUGGUACCCUACAGGACAACAUUACUAUCCUCAACGUCAUCGCAGCCUCGGCUAUCUACCGAUCUCGACAUUGGGGCUUUCUUAGACAAAAGGGCUUGUCAAUGGGACUGGCCAUGUUUGGCCACGGUAUGUCCAUUUCAAGGCUUGCUGGAGAGCUUCUCUUUGACGGUUACGAAGAUCCACUACUGGAUCUUGCGAAGAGUCUACCAUCGAGUACUACUGGUGGAGCGCCACCUGUUGACAGAUUUGGAUUGUUUUAUGAGAGAAAUAACUCAAUGGACACAGAAGGUCUUGUGGAGGUGACGACAGGAGAGGUGAGCGGGACAUUGCCGGGACAAAUACUUAGAUGGAACAACUAUGAAACCUUACCCUAUUACAGUGGAGAAUGUGCUAAGAUAACAGGAAGCGCGGGUGAAUUUAUGCCACAUAAUCUCACCGAAGAAGGCACGCUCACGAUGUUCGUGCCAGAUUUGUGCCGAACUGUCAACUUGGAGUAUGAAAAAAGUGGUAUCUACGACGGUCUUCCGUAUCACAAGUACACCAUGACUGAGAUCAGCUUCGACAAUUCAACAAGAACACCAGUGAACUCGUGUUUUUGCAACGGUGAUUGCGGAUGGGGUGGUUUGAUGAACGUCUCAGCGUGUCGUUACGGCAGUCCAUCCUUCCUUUCGCUCCCUCAUUUUCUGCACGGUGAUCCGGAACUGAGGGAGAAGGUGCGGGGAAUGAACCCAGAUCCAGAGCUACAUUCGUUUUAUUUCGCUAUUGAACCUAGACUCGGGGUUCCGUUGGACGUGGCCGGGAGAUUUCAAUACAACGUGUUUAUUGAACCCUGCCCUAACAUAGCUCUCUACGAACACGUUCCCAAAAUGAUGUUCCCAAUAUUUUGGGUGGAGCAACACGUGCGAGUGAGCAGCGAGGUGACGGCGGAGCUGCGCAUGGUGCGCGGCAUUCUGGACUGGGGCGGCGCGGUGUGCGCGUGCGCCGCGCUGCUGUUCGCCAGCCUCGUGCUGCUCGCCACGUGCUGCACCAAGAAGUCCCAGUACACCAAACCAGAGGAGAUCAUCUCGGAGAAGCCUAAAGAUGAAGCUGAAAUCAAAUUAACAUCUAUCUAACUGACAAGUUUCUCAAAAAAGGACUUGAAAUAUUUUGUGUUCUCAUCAGCGUCAGCUCUAAUCUAUAACAGCUUAUCAGGGUAAAACAUCAAUAUGUUUUGGUGGUUUUUGUGCCCUUUCAUAUCAGUGCCAUAGUAGCUUUGACCUCUACAAUUAUCCAUAUCUCAGUCAUUUUCUGUAUCACCUUUUCUGGCGCCUCUCCCCAUCUAACGCACAAAGCCCAGAGUCGACGUUGAUGUUUACAACAAAAUCCUAUACGAAUUUUGUAUCUCGUGUCUAAUUUGCACGCCUUUUGGAAUACUUCCAUUAUGUCGGUAAACGAUUGACUCUAUACUUUCAUGAUUUACAUGACAAUGUAAAAAUAAUUGUUAUAGAAUUGAGAUAUUUGAAAAUGUUAAUUUAAAUAGAAGAGCGAUAACAAAACAUCGCUAUUUUAUGAAAUAACUAAUUCUUAGCCAAGAGUUUUAAUAAAAUACUGACUGGAUCUGGAUUCAACGUCAUUAUUUUAAAAUAAUAUAAAUAAUUUUCUACAAUGUUAGGUUAGUGUUAGAUGUCAAACAUUUGAACAUCGGCUAGCCUAGGCUGAGCUAGGGACCUAAUAUCAUGACAAGAAUAACACCUUUACCUUUAGGUAUUGUGUUUAAAUAUAUAAUUUAUUAACGAAGAUGCAUUCCGAAGUAAUAUUCCAUGGAGAAUGUGCAAAAAUGACAUUAAUGAUAAUAAUUAAAACAAAUUGUUACAUUCUUUAACAAUUGAUUAAAAAUAUGAAUAAUAUAAUAGUAACGAUAAAUACGCUCGUAAUUUCCGACCACUGAGAGAACGCGUUUCUAGCAGUUACGCGACGAAAUUGACGAUAACUGUGAAGUGUCGUAGUAUUAACGAUAAAAUAUUAUCAUUUGCCGUACGAACGAACUAUCUCAACUUGCGAUUAAUUUUAAAGCUUAAUGAUAAAUUUAAUUUUAAAUUAAUUAGGAAUAAAAAUGUUUUAAAGUCCAUACUGUGCCAUUACAAGUAUGUUUAUUUUUAUAAUAUCAUCGCCACUCGACAGACAGGAAAGCACUUUCUCAGCGGUACUUUAGCUGAGAAUUUCAUUCUUAUGCACAAUAUCAUAUAUAAUAUAUAAAAAAAUACGAUAUCAUUAAAAUUGCCAUUUAACUGGACCUGUAAAUAGCACUUCAACUGCUUGAAAAAGUAAUAUUAUAAUUCGUAAUAUGGACUUUAUUAACAGUUUUAUUAUUGUGUUCUGGUUUUAAGACUGAGCAAGCCGUUGUAACUACAAAGAUAAAGGACAUAACAUCUUAGAUCCCAAGGUCAAUGGUAGCCAUUUCUAUCAAACGGCCUAAAUAUCUGCGUUAAAAUAAAUUAAGAUAAAACCCUUCAAAUUAUUCAUUUCAAUUUUACUUGCACGCAAUUAUUAGCUAUGUGAAUUAUGACAGGCGCUUUAAUACCGUUACAUUAUUAGUAUGAUGAGACCGUUUCAUGAGAGAUGUAUUUUUUGUAAAAAUCAGUUCAAUAUAACAAGUUUUGACUUAUUUUAAAUAAGAGAUAAAUGUUUAUUAGAAGAUGAAUAUUGUUUUUUUUUUUAAGUUAUGCACUGUUGCAGAAUGUGAAUGGACCAAUUCAGUGAUUAUAAAACUUGUCGACAGUUGAAAUUAAAGUGAUAAGGUGUUAUGUUUUAUUAAAUGAUUUUUAAUUAUUAGAUUAAACAAUGUUCUCUUGGUAGACUGGUUGGAUUUAUGUUAUAGAAUUUAUAAGGAUUAUAUGUGUCAGUCGAAAUUGCCUAUUUGUUUUAUGUAAGUUAUAAAAAAAUAAUUAUUUUUAAGUUGUGAGAUUUAGAUAUUAAAUACUUUGAUAAAAUGUAUUUACUAAUAAUAAGUUCAGUUGCAGUGUGGUGGUUGUUGUAUAUAUCUUAGGGUUGCCAUUUUAAAAAAUACAAAUAUUAAUUGAAAAAAGGUUUAAUUAUCAAGAUAAGAACUAUAAAGAUAUAUUUAACUACAUUGCUACAUAUUAUAAAUUGUUUUUUUUU
Molecule: messenger RNA, 3738 nt
Organism: Vanessa atalanta (red admiral)
Lineage: Eukaryota; Metazoa; Arthropoda; Insecta; Lepidoptera; Nymphalidae
Gene: SCRB4
Product: protein peste-like
Exons: 10
Coding region: 231-1712 (493 amino acids)
Cellular component (GO): membrane; cytoplasm
Molecular function (GO): scavenger receptor activity
Source: RefSeq, a predicted model, not a curated record